Penicillium samsonianum is the source of this 930-nucleotide messenger RNA. RefSeq names its product nucleic acid/nucleotide deaminase domain-containing protein. The record is from RefSeq and is a predicted model, not a curated record. The coding region runs from base 1 to 930 and encodes 309 amino acids. The transcript has a single exon. NCBI's taxonomy places the organism in Eukaryota, Fungi, Ascomycota, Eurotiomycetes, Eurotiales, Aspergillaceae.
AUGAAUGAGAUUUUGAGCAGGGGUUUGGAAGAUGAGAGACGGUCAGGCCCUACCAGCAGGCGCUCAUCUUUUAUCCUCGUACGACAUUACAUCGGCCGGCUUGCACACCAUAUACGGGCUAUUAAAGAGCUGCUUCGGGAUACCCAGGACCUGAGUCACCUCCUUGAUAACUACGCUGUCUGUAAGAUUUAUGCACCAUCCGCCGUACCUCCACCCAUUCGCGACUCGCAUACCAACCUUCGGGGAAUUCUGAACCGAAUGUUCAAGGACAAUGAUAGUGAAAGAAAAAUGCUCGAGGGUGGUCUUCUCCACUUGGACAAGGUGGUCGGGAUCUUUAAAGAUUUUCUGCGUCCAUAUAAUGGCUCCUUGCUCGAUGUCCAUGCAGAGGUCCAAGUGUUGGAGUACUUCUACAAGAUGCAAAAGUCAUUCGCGGGUGACGAUCGUUUCAUCGCUUGUAGUAAGCCAGCCUGCCUCUGCUGUGAAAUGUACUUGAAAUAUCAUCCAGCCCGUGUGAUGGUGUCUUCUUCUCACCGCAAAAUUUGGACGAAGUGGAAUCCCCCACAUGUGCAACAAUUUGACAACGAAAACCCUGCCGCCUGGCAACAAAAGGAUAUCUUGAUUAAGAUGACGCAAGACCUUCGCGAGCAAGUGAUUACCCAUGUUUUGCAACGCUUACCACCAAACCGUUGGCAUCCAGAUUCAAUCACAAACAUCACGGAUAUCCGGCAAUUUGGCAUCAGCUCUGACUCGCUCGAGGCAUCCGGUGCAGAAAGUCCCGAGACUCCCCCAAGUACGUAUUCACGAAUUCAUCAAAGCAGGUCCAACAGUCCGCCCGACACAGACCGUUCGGAUAAUUUAGAUGCAGAAACGGGAUUUGAUGAAGAUUCUGGCUCGGAAAAUGGGAGAGUCCCUCUUUUUGACAGCACUUGA